CCAUCAAAGACUGUACCUGUACAAUACAUAAGUACAUUUUGUUGUAAUUGUUACUCAAAGAAUUUGCAAACUUUGUACCUACAUAAGAUGUUUAAAAUGUAAAUUCUGCAGUGUAUUGUACAAUUUACUAGCAGUUACAAGUGGGUGGUCAUCCAAAUCAAUAACUACAACUAGCUAAGAUUUACGAAAAAUACAUAUAAUGGAUGAAGAACUUUCAAUAUAUUCCUUACCAGCAGAAGUAAUUUCUAUAAUACUGAAAAAUAAUGAUUGCCAAGAAAUACUCAAUUUUAGUUCCACUUGCAAACAUUUUAAUGAAUUAGUAAACACUGACCAACAGUUGUGGAAAGAAAAAUUGAAAGAACUAAUACCUGAUGCAGCUUUUGUUGUAGUAGAGUCAGAUUGUCAUGAUGGUGACUGGUUGGAAGAGAUCAAAGGUUUCUACUAUAUAAAAAAUUAUGUUUUUUCUGAAUUGAAAACAAUGUCACCAACACAUUAUUGCAAACGGGAUGAUUUAACAAAGCAGGAUGUCAGAGAUUUCUUUAAUGUUGCAAUUUCAACUAAAAUGAGUCUGGCCUAUGCUAUCAACAUUCUUCAAGAUUUUAUAAAAAUAACUAGUGAACUGGCAGAUGCAUAUGCAUGCAAAAAACCAUUUACUUUGACUGAAAUGCAUUAUGCCAGAAUUUUGCUUCGCCAUUUAAUACAUCCGUUCAUAACUUCUAAAUGGGUGCAGCUAGAAAAAAAAGAUCAAUUAGAUCCAGAAUUUGUUCUAAACUUUUUCGUCCAGUGGGUUGAUAUUGAUAAAAUGCAUUCUGAUGAAGAUUUCGCAGAGAAGAUUCAAGCGCUCGUUGAUAAAGUUGAAGCUAUUCUGUCAGAUAAGAAAUAUUCAAAAUCUGAUUUAACACAAUGGAAGACUCUAACUGCCCAAGAAAAAUGUUCGCAAGGUCUCCUUACUGAGCGACAAGUACUGGCUGCUGUGUCUUACGUCAUCUAUGGACAGGAAUGUAUACAAGUUUCCGCGACUGCUAAUUUGGACACAUUGGAUAUCACUAAGAUCUUACUAAAUAAACGAGGGAGCGUUUUAGCCGUGGCGUGCAUCUAUCACGCAGUAGCGAAGCGCUGCGGCGUCGCUUGCGAUGUGGUUGCGUUUCCGAAUCAUUUCUUCCUGGAGUGGCGCGACACUGAUGGACAAGAAUAUAAAGUGGACCUCGAAAAUGGGGAGUUAAAGUCGAAGAGGCGCUGCCCGUUUUCAGCGAGUCCAACAAACCAGAAAAAUAUACGCAGAUACUGUCCAGAGAAGUUGUUGCAGCAAAUACUCUCUUCGUAUCUCAAUUCAAUGGGGGUACACGACAACUGGACCACACAGAACAGUCUGCGUCUAGUGGACCUGCUCAACCCGUCCCAGAACCUCGACAACGUGAACCAGAGUCACUUAAGUUACUUGCGCAAUGAAGUUGACUUAGUAAAUUAUCCUGAACUAAGCUACAAUGCCCUUCACUGUUCUCACGCGCGAUUAUUAUCGUCCCUGUCGUAUUUGGCUAAUACCAUCCACAUAACGGCGUCCGAUAGAUAUAUGUUUCCUCAUGUUGUUGUUAAGAAACGAAACAGUUACAUUAAAUAUGCAGUUGGUAUGAUAUGCACUCACAAGAAACAUAAAUAUACGGGAAUAAUCCGCGGCUGGGAUCUCAUUUGGGCAGCAGACUGGAAAGAGCACGGCGAGGCCCUAAACAGAUUAGAAUUUGGACACAAUCAGCCAUUCUACUACCUCAUCAUUGCUAAUCAAUCCAGCAGAUAUGUGGCCCAAGAAAACCUCUCGGCGUUGACUGUUCCGCCUCGGAUGCCGCAUUUAGAAGAUUUGAUCGCGCGAGAGUUCACACAUUUCAAUGGUUACGCUUACGAACCGAACGACGAGAAACGAAUGGAGUAUCCAGACGAUAUGCACAUUAGCAAUAUGUUUCGGAGUUGCGUUGAAGUUAGAUACGGAGAGCCGAAUCAGGACAAGAAGAAACUUGUUCAAUAUUAAUCUUUAUAUUAUCACUGGAUAUUAUACCCAACCUAUAUGAUAUAUACAAUAUUCAAUACAAUUUACUGAAAUA
Messenger RNA from Bombyx mandarina (wild silkworm), 2093 nucleotides. Its product is annotated as F-box only protein 21. Gene Ontology annotation, molecular function: DNA binding; protein binding. NCBI's taxonomy places the organism in Eukaryota, Metazoa, Arthropoda, Insecta, Lepidoptera, Bombycidae. The record is from RefSeq and is a predicted model, not a curated record.